Rhodamnia argentea is the source of this 1169-nucleotide messenger RNA. RefSeq names its product acetylajmalan esterase-like. The transcript is spliced from 5 exons. Bases 1 to 1149 code for a protein of 382 amino acids. NCBI's taxonomy places the organism in Eukaryota, Viridiplantae, Streptophyta, Magnoliopsida, Myrtales, Myrtaceae. Gene Ontology annotation, molecular function: hydrolase activity, acting on ester bonds. The record is from RefSeq and is a predicted model, not a curated record.
AUGGCCAGCCCAAGAGCUCUUCUCUCUGCACUUUUGGGCGUGAUCUGUUCAGCCUUGGUUGUACGGCCCCCGUGCGAGGCGCAGCAGCUCAGGAGCUGCGAAUUCGACGCGAUCUAUCAACUCGGGGACUCGACAUCGGACACGGGCAAUUUGAUUCACGAGGGCCCGAUCGGAGCGGCCUCGCCUUGCGGUCAUCCUCCCUAUGGCCAGGACUUCCCGGGGAGACAAGCCACCGGGAGGUGCUCCAAUGGCUUGCUCAUGAUUGAUUACCUCUCUCUGGCUGCCGGGGUUCCGUCCCCGGAUUACUACCUGAAUCGGAGCGCGGCGUUCACCCGUGGCCACGGCGUGAAUUUCGCCUUUGCCGGAGCCACCGCGCUAGCCCCGCACGUCCUCGCGCAGAUGAACAUCUCCAGCCCCGCCACCAACUCGUCCCUCGGCACUCAACUCGACUGGAUGUUCUCUUAUUUCAACAGCAUCUGCUUCGACAGAGCUGAUUGUGUGAGGAAGCUCGAACAUGCCUUGUUCAUGGUCGGGGAGAUUGGAGGCAGUGACUACUACUAUGCAUUGUUUCAAGGCAAGAGCAUUGAGGAGGUGAAGAAUCUUGUGCCUCAAGUUGUCAUGGCCAUCAAAGAUGCAGUUCAAAGGGUCAUCGGGUAUGGUGCUUCUCGAGUGGUCGUGCCCGGCAACUUCCCGAUCGGCUGCUUCCCGAUCUACCUCGCUCGCUUCGAAACCAACCAUCCAUCCGCUUACGACAGAUCUCACUGUCUCAAGGACUUGAACGACCUCGUGGAAUAUCACAACGGCCUCCUCCGGGUGGUCAUCGGAGAGCUCGGGAGAGAGAACCAGGACGUCGUCAUCCUCUACGGCGACUACUACAACGCGUUCGCAUCCAUGUACCACAGCGGUCCAUACUUUGGUUUCGACAUGUGGCGGGCACAAAAAGCAUGCUGCGGGAGCGGGGGCGACUACAACUUCAACCCAAACUGGCGGUGCGGAACUCCCGGUGUGGUGGUUUGCCCCGACACCGGGAAGGCCGUGAGCUGGGAUGGGAUCCAUAUGACCCAGAGAGCAAACUUUGUCAUGACGAAUUGGCUUGUCCAUGACCUAUGGCCCAAGCUUAAAUGCAAUGCUUCCCUAAUUGGCAACUGAGCAUGUGACAUUGGCUUAAC